AUGGAAGCAUGUGCUGCAGGGAACGUGCGUAGCGUGAAGUGCCUUCUCGACCUUGGUGCUGAUGUCAAUGCAUACUCUAUUUCUCAGAACACACCGUUAAUUUAUGCCGCCGCUGCUGGACAAGAAAAGGUUGUACGUAUGUUGAUCGAACAAAAGUGUAAUCUGGAUCUUCGUAAUGAAAAUGGACAUUGUGCUUUGAUGGAGGCUGCGAGCGCAGGUCAUCUCAACAUUGUGAAACUCCUUAUUCACUCAGGAGCGAAAGCCGUCUUUGUGAAUAUGAACAGCGAAUUUAAGGAAUCACCCUUAACUCUGGCUGCCUAUAAGGGUUACACGGAUGUGAUUGAAUAUCUUUUGUCACUGGACGAUUACGAUCAUUCAACUCGUGAUGAAGAAUUGCAUACGGCUCUCAUGGAAGCCGCAAUGGAUGGGCAUCUUGAGGUAGCUCGAGUCUUAAUACAGGCUGGAGCACCCGUUAAUCUAACAAGUGAGGCUUAUGAAAGUCCACUUACACUAUCUUGUUGUGGUGGGCACGCGGAGCUGGCAAAGCUACUAAUCGACGCAGGUGCAAACAUUGAGGAAACUAAUGAUGAAAAUUACACUCCAUUAAUGGAAGCGGCUAGAGAAGGAUAUGUGCAUGUAGUGAAGGUAUUACUUGAAAACGGUGCUGAAGUUAAUGCAACAACAGAUGAGACGAUGGAAACAGCGCUCACAGUUGCCGCGUGUGGUGGAUUUACGUUAGUCGUAUUGUUUACGGACCUACCUGCAGAUCGUUCCGUGAAAUUUCGACAACAGAUGAAUCAAGCUCUUUCGUUAGCAUCUGAGAAUGGUCAUUUUGAUGUUCUGCAGGUGUUGCACUCAAAUGGCGCAGACUUGGUUCGUUUCCAUUUGUAUAAUUUUGAUUACGAUGGACGAACUGCCUUAAUGAAAGCGGCGAAAAAUGGUUUUACCGAAAUAGUGGAAUUUCUGGUUACGAAAGGAGCCGAUGUAAACACUCGGUCCUCAAACGGAGAUGCGACAGCUUUGUCACUGGCCUGUUCUGCAGGUCACAGAGAGAUUGUUAAGCUUUUGCUUAAGUGCGGUGCUGAUCCGAAUAUUGAGCUUAAGUGCGAUUUCUUGUUUUUGAAUUUCCAGGAUGGUGUGACUUGUGUUAUGGAAGCAGCGAGAAAUGGGUUUGUAAACAUAGUAGAGAUGAUGCUCGAUCAUAGCGGCGUUUUUCCUCAACCACCACGACCAGUAGCUGGUGGAGUUUUGCCUCAAAUGGACAAAGGAAGUCCGCCUAUACCACCUCCACCACCACCAACUCCCACGGCCUCCGUAAAGGUGACUGUGUUCAAUUUGGCUUCGUACCAUUUUUCUAACACCUCUGCACUAACAUGGUUCGCUUCAUUAUUCUCUGGUUUAGGUGAUGGGAAUACACCGGCAUUUCCUUCUCCCGGCAGCGGUUGUUCCGUGCAGCCAACAGCUACAUCAUCAAUUUCUGCCGCCGAGAUGAAGGCUAGAGUUGAGGCGUUCGAAAUGUUGACGAAGACAUCGCCAUUUCUCAUGCAGUAUCCUCCUAAUAUGCCAAUGGUCAAUCCUUUCGAUCCUCAAGCACCAGUGCCUGGAACAGGUCUGAAUUCGAAUCCACUGACACUUGCCGAUGUCUCGAUUCCUGCAAUUCACGAGAUGCUGAAUUGCGCUGAUACUAAACAGAACGCGCAGAACUGGAGUGAGUACAUGCGUAAGCGAUUUGCCGUUCAAACUGCGAUGUACGAGUACCUUCCACAGCGUUUGGAAUGCGUAGCUGGCGACAACUUGUCUAUUCCUCGUGCUGCAAGUUUACCUACUCAAUCAUUGUCGGCCCCGAGUACACCUGGUAUGACGCUAGAUAAGUAUCAAACUGUUUCGUUUAGGGCAACAGCUAGUCAACGUGCUGCGUUUAAUGUCGACAAGGCGACGGAAUCAAAUAACGAUACUCCCUUGACGUUAGCUUGUUCUAAUGGUCAUGCUCAAAUGGUUGAUGUUCUAGUUUGUAGAGGUGCCAACAUUGAACAUCGGGAUAAGAAGGGGUUCACACCUCUUAUACUGGCAGCAACGGGUGGACAUCGGGACGUAGUGGAAUUACUUCUCAAUAGCGGAGCUCAAAUUGAAGCACAGUCAGAACGUACGAAGGAUACUGCCCUUUCGCUCGCAUGUUCUGGUGGUCGAAAAGAAGUGGUAGAACUUCUUCUCAGUAGAGGUGCAAAUAAGCUUGGGAUAUCGCCACUAAUGUUGGCAGCUAUGAAUGGUCAUAAGGAGGCAACUCGUGUACUUCUAGAACAAGGCUCUGACAUAAAUGCGCAGAUCGAAACAAACAGGAAUACCGCACUAACUUUGGCUUGCUUCCAAGGACGGACAGAAGUUGUUGGGUUAUUGCUUCAGUACAAUGCGAACGUCGAACAUCGAGCGAAGACUGGUCUUACUCCACUUAUGGAAGCAGCAAAUGGAGGAUAUGUCGAGGUUGGAGAAUUACUUUUGGAUGCGUGCGCUGAUCCUAACACUGCCCCAGUACCCUCGAGUCGUGAUACUGCUCUCACUAUCGCCGCAGACAAGGGUCAUGAACGAUUUGUUGAUAUGUUAGUGAAUCGAGGAGCUCAUAUCGACGCUAGAAAUAAAAAGGUGUACUCAUCGAAUUGCUACAUAGUCGAAAGAAGUUUUUUAUUGUUAUCAGUUGUACUUCAGGGUUGUACUGCACUGUGGUUAGCAUGUCAUGGUGGGCAUCUAGAAACUGUGCAGACGUUGGUCAAACAUGGUGCUGACGUUGACAUGCAAGACAAUCGUAAGAUGUCUCCGUUGAUGGUAGCUUUUCGAAAAGGUCACGUUAAGGUUGGUCUCACGUACAGAGCUAUUAAAAGCAUCUACCUUCAGAAUUUAGUAGUUCAACACAUGGUUCAACACGUACGCCAAUUUCCAGGUGAUCAAGAGUUGUCUCGUUACCUCACAACGAUAAGUGAGGCAGAUCUCCUGCAAAACUGUCGAGAAUGCAUGGACCUUAUUGUAAAGGCAAAGAAUGCCCAAGCUGAGGAAGCGAAUCGUGCUGCUGAAAGUCUUUUAGCACUUCUCGCUGAAGAGGAGGAAGCUGCGCGAUCCAAAAAGCAGGCGAAGAUGCGCAAAAAGGAAAAGAGGAAGGAGAAGAAGGCGAAAAAACAAGAUUUUACAGAAAAGGAGCGUAAUGUUGCGACACCUGCUGAGACACAAACUCGGGUACAGCAGUCUUCACCGAUUAAUCGAGUCAAGGAAGAGAGCGAGAACAACGAUCGUGUCCCCAAAAUGCGUGCUGUUGAAGAACAACUACCUUCUUCGGUUGUUAGUGAGCGCUCCAGCGUCUCCCUCAAUCGGCAGCAGAAGCGGUCGGCUAUUCGUCGCAGCCGUAAUGAAAGUGGAAAAAGUUCAAACGGUCAAACACUAACUCCUCUAAGUAACACUGUUGUUUCUUCAAAAAAUGCUGUUCCGUCGGUUCUCGUUUCAAAAAGUGCUGUGCACGCAGAUGAUUGGGUGAAAGCGAGCAAGAAGUCUAAAGCGUCUCGACGUCGCUCUUCAACACUCAGUGUAGGUAGCAGUGUGAUUGCUCGAGUGAUUGGUCGAGGUGGUGCUAACAUUAAUGCCAUUCGUGAGGCCACUGGUGCAUCCAUUGAAGUGGAGAAACAAUCGGCCACUCUGAAGAAGGCGAAACUGCCGAAACGUCAGCCAUUGUAUCCUAAUGAAUUCUAUAACAACAACCUCGUGUCUGCGUAUUGA
Messenger RNA from Angiostrongylus costaricensis, 3756 nucleotides. The record is from the annotation of a GenBank genome assembly. Lineage: Eukaryota; Metazoa; Nematoda; Chromadorea; Rhabditida; Metastrongylidae.